This is a messenger RNA of Sitodiplosis mosellana (orange wheat blossom midge), 1267 nucleotides long. Its product is annotated as DNA-dependent metalloprotease SPRTN-like. Gene Ontology annotation, biological process: DNA damage response. The record is from RefSeq and is a predicted model, not a curated record. NCBI's taxonomy places the organism in Eukaryota, Metazoa, Arthropoda, Insecta, Diptera, Cecidomyiidae. Bases 15 to 1145 code for a protein of 376 amino acids. Gene Ontology annotation, molecular function: single-stranded DNA binding; metalloendopeptidase activity; polyubiquitin modification-dependent protein binding. The transcript has 4 exons. Gene Ontology annotation, cellular component: nucleus.
AGUUGUGUUCAAAAAUGGCUACAUCACUAAAUCAUUCAGUCAAUAUGUCGGAAGUGAUUUUGGAUUUGGACAAAGUCACCAAUAUUGGUCAUCCUUGUUGGGAAUUGUUGCAACCAAAUCCAGAUAUUCACGAAAUGUUCGAUGAAUAUAAUAAUUUGUUCUUCGGUGGUAUUUUGAAUUUUCGCGUUGUUCUCGAUUGGCACUCAUUGCCGGGCAACGCUGCCACAAAUGCUGGUGCAACCAAACCACCGGAAAAUGUUCGAAACGGUAGAAUGUCGAUCAGCCUAAAUAAGAAUUUACUCGUUGUGCGAUCGCGUCGAGAAACUAUCGAAAUACUGCUUCAUGAGAUGAUUCAUGCAUAUUUGAUACACAUAAAGAAAGAAGACAGGCCCCCAAAUCACCAUGGCCCCAAUUUCCAAGCAAAAAUGAAUGCCAUCCGAGCACAAACGGGAUUAAAUAUAACGAUCAAUCACGACUUUACCGAGACGACUGUGGAUAAGUAUUACAAGUGGCGAUGUCUUGGGAAUUGCCGAAACAUGGCGCCAUACUUUGGUUUUAUUUGGGUGAAAGGAAAGACACGAGAACCAUCACAGAGAGAUCUGAUGUGGAUUAACCGCGAACAAUGUGAUCAUCAAUUUGAACGGUAUGGCGACAACCCGAAAGAAUACUUGACACAUUGGGAUUGCAUCAUCAUAUUCAACAAAUUUGUGUCGGAAAACAAAAUUCGCAUAAAAACGAAGAAAGUGCGUUUGGAAGACAAUAAUGAUAAUGUCUACAUGGACGACACGUUUGUAAUGGACAUCAACACAGCCGGUGAAGAUCCAAUCGCAAAUAAAUACUACGUGAACUUUGACCGUGAAACAAAGCAAUUCAUUAAUGUUGAUAAUUACUUGAAAGUCGAUACAGAUAAUAGUUUGCAUGAUGACAGUCGCACGGUGUGCAUGAUUUGUUUGUGUAAAAUUGCCGAUGAAGCUGUCAUCCAGCACUUGGAACAAUGCACCGCUUUUAACGUCCAGUUGGCAAGCGAAUUAACCAUCGCGCAGAUACAAACCUUUCAUUUAAAUUCAUUCUAUUGUAGAUUUAAACCGUCGCUUGAGCAAUCAUUCCAGUGCUUAGUCAGGUCAUGCAUUCAAUUGCUUCUAUGAAAAAAUGCCAUGUUAUUUUUAGUUCUAUUUUAUACUAGAUGCAGCUACAAAUGCGUUGAAUUGGCCGCUUCCUACAGCGAAUUGUAUUUAUUACUCCUUUUAUUUCAUUAUUGUUAUCAUAU